Acomys russatus (golden spiny mouse) is the source of this 2041-nucleotide messenger RNA. RefSeq names its product Rab geranylgeranyltransferase subunit alpha (gene Rabggta). Lineage: Eukaryota; Metazoa; Chordata; Mammalia; Rodentia; Muridae. Gene Ontology annotation, biological process: protein geranylgeranylation. The record is from RefSeq and is a predicted model, not a curated record. Gene Ontology annotation, molecular function: Rab geranylgeranyltransferase activity; zinc ion binding. Gene Ontology annotation, cellular component: Rab-protein geranylgeranyltransferase complex; cytoplasm.
UCGCCACCACACGGCACGGAGCCGCUCUAGCCACCCUGGGACGGACUCAGUGGCAGGCAGGAGUUGCAAGUCCUGGCACCUCCUCCCAACUCAGACUGAGCGGGCUACCUCUGGACCCCUCCCCUGUUCCCAGCGCUGAUCCGACACCAUGCAUGGGCGCCUGAAGGUGAAGACGUCUGAAGAGCAGGCAGAAGCCAAAAGGCUAGAACGGGAACAGAAGCUAAAGCUCUACCAGUCAGCCACUCAAGCUGUCUUCCAGAAGCGGCAGGCCGGUGAGCUGGACGAGUCAGUGCUAGAACUGACGAGCCAGAUUCUGGGAGCCAACCCUGAUUUUGCCACCCUUUGGAACUGUCGCCGAGAAGUGCUCCAGCAGCUGGAAACCCAAAAGUCCCCUGAGGAGUUGGAUGCUCUGGUGAAGGCUGAGCUGGGCUUCCUAGAGAGCUGUCUACGCGUGAACCCUAAGUCCUACGGCACUUGGCACCACCGCUGCUGGCUCCUAGGCCGCCUGCCUGAGCCCAACUGGGCUCGGGAGCUGGAGCUGUGUGCUCGCUUCCUCGAGGUUGAUGAGCGGAACUUUCACUGCUGGGACUAUCGGAGGUUUGUAGCUACGCAGGCUGCUGUGGCCCCUGCAGAGGAGCUGGCCUUCACCGAUAGCCUCAUCACCCGGAACUUCUCCAACUACUCCUCCUGGCAUUACCCACGCUCCCGUCUCUUGCCCCAGCUGCACCCCCAGCCGGACUCUGGCCCACAGGGACGCCUCCCUGAAAACGUACUGUUGAAAGAGCUGGAGUUGGUACAAAAUGCCUUCUUUACUGACCCAAACGAUCAGAGCGCCUGGUUCUAUCAUCGCUGGCUCCUAGGUCGGGCGGAGCCUCAGGAUGUUCUGCGCUGCCUGCACGUGAGCCGGAGAGAGGCCUGUCUGUCGGUCUGCUUUUCUCGCCCACUAAUAGUGGGCUCCAGGAUGGGGACCUUGCUACUCAUGGUUGAUGAGGCCCCUCUGCGUGUGGAGUGGAAGACUCCAGAUGGCAGGAACCGGCCCAGCCAUGUCUGGCUCUGUGACCUGCCCGCUGCCUCUCUCAAUGACCAGUUGCCCCAGCACACAUUUCGUGUCAUCUGGACAGCAAGUGAUGCCCAAAAGGAGUGUGUGCUUUUAAAAGGCCGUCAGGAGUGCUGGUGCCGAGACUCAGCCACUGAUGAACAGCUGUUCAGGUGCGAGCUGUCUGUGGAAAAGUCCACAGUGCUGCAGUCUGAGCUUGAAUCCUGCAAGGAGCUACAGGAGCUGGAGCCAGAGAAUAAAUGGUGCCUGCUCACCAUCAUCCUGCUAAUGAGGGCCUUGGACCCCCUCCUGUAUGAGAAGGAGACCCUGCAGUACUUCAAUACCCUCAAAGCUGUGGACCCAAUGAGAACAGCCUACUUGGAUGACCUGCGCAGCAAGUUCCUGCUGGAGAACAGCGUUCUCAAGAUGGAGUACGCCGACGUGCGAGUGCUGCACCUGGCUCACAAGGAUCUGACGGUGCUCUGCCAUCUGGAACAACUGCUCUUGGUCACUCACCUUGACCUGUCACAUAAUCGUCUCCGAGCCCUGCCCCCAGCCCUGGCUGCUCUGCGCUGUCUUGAGGUGCUGCAGGCCAGUGAUAACGCGUUGGAGAACUUGGACGGUGUGGCUAACCUCCCUCGGCUGCAGGAGCUGUUACUAUGCAAUAACCGCCUCCAUCAGUCUGCAGCCCUUCAGCCUCUUGCCUCCUGCCCCAGGCUAGUCCUCCUCAACCUACAGGGCAACACCCUGUGCCAAGAAGGGGGCAUCAUGGAGCGUUUGGCUGAAAUGCUGCCCUCCGUUAGCAGCAUCCUCACCUAGGAGGCCCCGCCCUCACCCGCACCCUUUAACUUAUUGGGACUGAAUAAAGAAUGGAGAGGCCGCUCCAGGCUGCCAGGCUACCAUUACUGCUGCCAUCAUGUCAUCACCUCCACAACCACCGCUGUGCAUCUUGAGAAAAGGAAGGGAAAGGCCCCGGGGUGUGGGUCUGCCCUCCUGCAAUGCUCC